AGCAGAGUGGGACCGAAGCUGGUGGCGCCGAGGCUCCGAUGAGGCUGCGGGGCGCGCCACACCCCGGCGGCCAGGCGGUGGCAAAAAUGCCGGCCUCUGUUGCGCGGCCCCGACCGCGCCCGGGGCCGUCCCCGGCCUCGCCCUUACCCCUGCUGCUGCUGCUGCUGCUGGAGGUGCUAAGCGGCCCGGUGUGUGGCCGCGUCCCCCCUUCGGUGCCCAGGAUCUCGCUUCCUAUCUCCGAGGCUGACUCCUAUCUCACCCGGUUCACCAUCCCUCAGACAUACAAUUACUCCGUUCUCCUUGUGGAUCCUGCUUCCCAUAUGCUUUAUGUCGGCGCCCGGGACACCAUCUUCGCUUUAUCCCUGCCCUUUUCAGGGGAGAGACCUCGCAGGAUUGACUGGAUGGUGCCUGAGGCCCACAGACAGAACUGUAGGAAGAAAGGCAAGAAGGAGGAAGAAUGUCACAAUUUUGUCCAGAUUCUCGCCAUUGCCAAUGCCUCUCACCUCCUCAUUUGUGGCACCUUCGCUUUUGAUCCGAAGUGCGGGGUUAUUGAUGUGUCCAGUUUCCAGCAGGUUGAAAGACCUGAGAGUGGCCGGGGGAAAUGUCCUUUUGAGCCAGCUCAGCGGUCAGCAGCUGUAAUGGCUGGGGGCAUCCUCUACGCUGCCACUGUGAAAAACUACCUGGGGACGGAGCCGAUUAUCUCCCGGGCUGUGGGUCGUGCUGAGGACUGGAUUCGGACAGAGAUCUUGCCAUCCUGGCUUAACGCCCCAGCCUUUGUUGCAGCAGUGGCCUUGAGCCCAGCCGAGUGGGGGGAUGAAGCCGGAGACGAUGAAAUCUACUUCUUCUUUACGGAGAUUUCCCGAGCUUUUGAUUCAUACGAACACGUUAAGGUCCCGAGGGUGGCCCGUGUGUGUGCGGGGGACCUUGGGGGCCGGAAGACCCUCCAGCAGAGGUGGACGACCUUUCUGAAGGCUGACCUUCUGUGUCCAGGGCCUGAGCAUGGCCGGGCCUCCAGUGUCCUGCAGGACAUGGUCAUUCUUCGACCUGAGCAUGGAGUGGGGAUGCCCAUCUUUUAUGGCAUCUUUUCCUCCCAGGAAGGGGCUGCCAUCUCUGCUGUCUGUUCCUUCCGACCACAAGACAUUCGGACAGUGCUGAAUGGUCCCUUCAGAGAGCUUAAACAUGACUGCAACAGGGGACUGCCUGUCAUGGACAAUGAUGUACCCCAGCCCAGACCUGGAGAGUGCAUCACCAACAACAUGAAGCUCCAGCAGUUUGGCUCGUCACUCUUCCUUCCUGACCGUGUGCUCACCUUCAUCCGGGACCACCCACUCAUGGACAAGCCAGUGUUUCCAGCUGAUGGCCACCCCCUGCUGGUCACUACAGAUACAACCUACCUCAGAGUCGUGGCCCACAGGGUGCCCAGCCUCUCAGGGAAAGAGUAUGAUGUGCUCUAUCUGGGGACAGAGGAUGGACACCUCCACCGAGCAGUGCAAAUUGGAGCCCAGCUCAGUGUUCUUGAGGAUCUGGCCUUAUUCCCAGAGCCACAGCCAGUUGAGAAUAUGAAAUUGUAUCAAAGCUGGCUCCUGGUUGGCUCCCGUACUGAGGUGACACAAGUGAACACAACCAACUGUGGCCGUCUACAGAGCUGCUCAGAGUGCAUUCUGGCCCGAGACCCUGUCUGUGCCUGGAGCGUUCGGCUAGCUGCGUGUGUGGCCCACACUGGAGAGCAUGAAGGGCUGGUUCAAGACAUAGAGUCAGCGGAUGUCUCUUCUUUGUGUCCUAAGGAGCCUGGAGAACACCCAGUGGUGUUUGAAGUUCCUGUGGCUACAGCUGCACAUGUGGUCUUACCAUGUUCCCCGAGCUCAGCCUGGGCAUCCUGUGUGUGGCACCAGCCCAGCGGAGUGACUGCACUCACCCCCCGGCGGGAUGGGCUAGAAGUGGUGAUAUCCCCAGGGGCCAUGGGUGCUUAUGCCUGUGAAUGUCAGGAAGGUGGGGCAGCUCGUGUGGUAGCUGCGUACAGCUUGGUAUGGGGCAGCCAGCGGGGCGCUCCAAGCCGGGCUCACAUAGUGGGGGCUGGACUGGCAGGCUUCUUCCUGGGAGUUUUUGCAGCAUCCCUGACUCUCCUUCUGAUUGGUCGGCGUCAGCAGCGACAACGACAGAGGGAACUUCUGGCUAGAGACAAGGUGGGCUUGGACCUGGGAGUCCUACCAUCUGGGACCACAAGCUACAGCCAGGACCCUCCCUCUCCCUCUCCUGAAGAUGAGCGGCUGCCCCUGGCCCUGGCCAAGAGGGGCAGUGGCUUUGGUGGCUUCCCUCCACCCUUUCUGCUUGAUCCUUGCCCGAGCCCACCCCACAUUCGGUUAACUGGGGCUCCUCUAGCCACAUGUGAUGAAACAUCCAUCUAGGGCUGGGCAAAUAACCACUAGUGCAUGAGUGACCACUGGAUGGAAUGACCAUUGGGACGCUGGGGGUCGAUGGUCAUGGAAGAUCGUCGUGGCCUCUGAGUUUUCUUUGUCUUUUGAAUGAUCACUUCAAAUUCCCUGUCUGCCUUUUCUGGGCCUGGAUGGGCUCAGGGCCAGGGCUUUGCCUGAUUCCCAUAAGAGAUCAGAAUUACUCUUGCAGUGAAUCAGGACUUUCCCUGCCCCUGCCCUCUCAACCCCUAUGACCCCUUCAGCCCACUAUCUUGGGCCCAUUAGUUUGGGGCUAGGCCCCAGGACAUCGCUGUGACUUUGCUUUCCGUUUGGGCCCUGGCCAGAAGGAGGAGCCGUGGAAGUGCUAGGGGACUAAUGUGCACUGACUCCUUUUGCUGGUUCUCCCAGUUUAUCUGAUUCUCUGUGGAGAGUGCAUGAUUCCCCAACUGCAACAUGCAAUCUCUGCCCUGAGAUCUACCCCAUCCCAGUUUUCCUUCUUCCAUGAAAGAGCAUGUGUAAAUACACAGAUGUUCAUAGGUGACCUGGACACAUGUGCAUGGAUGACUGGUGUAUUCAUGGGAGGUUGAGAGGGUCAGGUUGGAAUGAGGGCAAUACCUACAGGACUUUAGACCCUGUAGCCAGUGAGGGAAUGGCUCUCCUUUCUAAAAGGAGAAAACCACUUCCAUGUCUCCAUCACCUCUCACAGCCCUUCUGUUGAGUAGAGAAAAACUCCCAAAGUGACCUUCUGGGUGGGAAAGGCAAUGGUACAUCUGACCCCAUCUUUCUCUUUGUUUUUGCCUUCUGGCUGCCACCACUGCCAUGCACAGCUGCUCUUUCUCUGGCUAGAACCCUUUCCUUGGCUUCUAUUAAAACUUCACAACAUUCUAAAUAUCAGGGGAUGAAAAAAGUGGAACAAUCAUGGGAAAUACAAGCCGCACAAAGAUAGGUUUAUAUCAGUGACUUUAUGACUUUACUCAGGUUGAUACCCUUGCUCUAAAGCAGGAGUUCACCUGGGGUCCAUGGCCUCCCUGAAAUCGCAUGCAAGAUGCUGUCUGUAUAUGUGUGUCUGUAUUUUUCUGGUGGUGGUGGGGCUUGGUUUGUGAACUCUCAUUAGAUUCUCAAGCCUUAACAAAGUUAAAGGACCACUGCCCCAAGGUCACCACAUGUUGGCCAAGCUGAGGUGGUGACAGGCAGGGGCAGCUCUUCCUGCCCUUUGGCCAGCCCCUGGACUGGCAGCCACUGGAUACCUUCUUGUUGCUCCAUUUCCUGGAAGGUGGGCUCUCUGCAUAUUUGAAGACACUGUCAGCUCUCACCAAAUUUAAAGACCUCUUCCUGCUUCACAACUCUCAGAUGCUCUAGGCUUCUCCUGCUCAGUUCCUGUCUUGGCCUGUGAAUGUGCCUCAUUCAUCCCUGCCGAGGGACUCCCUUGAGCUCCAGUGAAUGGUCCAGCCUUCCCCAGUUGAAGUUUUCAGCUCUACUUGCCUUGGCAGCAGCCUGUGAACUACUCAAGAGUCCCCUUGGGUCUUGAAUUAUCGAUGGUUUUGCCAUUAAUAAGUGUAUGUUCCUCAGCAAGUAAUCUAACCUUGGAACUAUGGUUUACUCAUCUGUAAAGUGGAGAUAAUAAUACCUACCUCAGGGUUGCUGCAAGGAUUAAAUGAGAGAACAUGUAAACAAUAAAGCACUCUCUAUACCAGUAGAGGUUGUUAUUGUAAGAACUGGCCUAUUCUGCCAUAAUCAUGUAGCUUAACCAUCUGAUAAGCAUGACGCAUGCAGUCACUUUAAGCCUCAUUUGGUGGGAGGAGAGUCAUUGCCUCACACAGACAUCCUGUCCUGGGGCAUCUCUGGUGAGAUCUUAGCUGCUAGUGUCUAGGUUUUGGGAGGCAGGGGCUGUCAUUUUCAUAAUCUUCACAUGUCUUGGCGACCUUAUUGGUCUUUCUAUAUGGGAAUGGAGGGGGGCUCUGUAUUCUUUGGUUUAUCCUUACUCACUCUGCUCUCUUGAGGUUAUGGGUUAGUUUCAUUUCCAGGAAUGAAGGGAAAUGGGAGAUUUCAGCAGGAUCUGGGAUCUCUGUGAAAAGGGGAGAAGAGUUUCCCAACGAGGGGGAACCAGAUCACAGUGGAUUUGGGGCAUUUGGUCCUUGGGUAGUGGCUCUGGUUGGAGGAAGAUGGGAUGAGGAAUGUAGGAAAACUGAGGAAGGAUGGAAAUAGACAUGAAGGGAGGAGAGCUACAUCUUAGACUGUGGAAAGUUCAAGCCCCAAGAGUGAGUGAUAGCAUGGAAAUGUGAAACCAGAUCCCAAAGAGAUACGUGUGAAUAACUGAUUGCAUUAUCUUUGGACUGUGGGGGUGUGGGAUGGGAGAGGAUCCAAUGAUAAGGGAGGUGAAGGAGGGUACAGGGUUCCGGCAGGUAGAAUUGUGAGGAUUCUGGCAACCAGAGACCUGACUGGCUUUUGCGCAUAAAAGCAGCCAGGGAGAGGGUUGGGGAUGGGGCUUGUGUUUGUGUUUACCUCCAAACUCUAAAGAUUGCCCGCUUUCUGGCCUUCACUCUGAAAUUCGCCUCUGUUUUUGGUUCUGGUCCCUGGUCCAUAAAUUGUGACUCUCAGCUUGUCACCCCUAACCAGUGGUCUGCUGCUACCCACGUGACCUUACUGAAAGUAGAGCCAGAAAGAGAUGCUCCCUGUUCACUCUCAUGAACCAAGUGAAUUCCAGCAUACCGCUGGCCCUAACCCAACAGGAGGCAGACUCACAUCUUUUCCCAGGAGUCUCCUGGCUCCCUAGCUUUCCGCAGUAGCCCCACAAGUGAUGGCAGGAGAGGGCUCCUUUAGGUAUCGGCUGGGCCUUGUCCCUCCUGGCUACUCUGCCCCUGUCAGAGGGGGGCGGUCAUGGCUACAACAGACUGUUCUUGGUCACCUGCACAGAGAUCCUAUCUCACAGGUGUGGGGAUUGAACUUGCCUUUUUGGUUGUAGUAGAGCCAAGGUUGGAAUUUUUUUGUUUUUGUUUUUGUUUGUUUUUGCGGUACGCGGGCCUCUCACUGUUGUGGCCUCUCUCGUUGCGGA
Delphinapterus leucas (beluga whale) is the source of this 5463-nucleotide messenger RNA. The record is from RefSeq and is a predicted model, not a curated record. NCBI's taxonomy places the organism in Eukaryota, Metazoa, Chordata, Mammalia, Artiodactyla, Monodontidae.